CCUUUUGUCAAAUAAUGUUGGUAACUUUACUGUGGUUGUUUUGAAUUUAAGUGCCCAUUGUGUUGGAUUAUCUAUUCAUGUAAAUGUCAAAAGAUCAAAAGAAGUAACAGGUAAAUAAAAUUGCAUAUUAAAGCAGACUUGUUUGGGUCGUGCAAUUUGAUCACAACCUUUUGAGUUUUUCACUUAAGCACACGAAUCAAAUCGAAGCAUCAGUUCACUUCAGCCCUGUCCUCCAUCUCGCUGAGUCGUAAAGACAUCGCCAAUUGAACUGAUGAUUCGAUUUGCAAUUUUUCUUUUUCUACAAAAAUAGUGAAUUUAACAAAAAAAGCUGAAAAGUUGUGGCUAUAAAGACAAAAAUAGUGGUGAUUUUAUAGAAAAUAUUGGCCUACCUAAUUUAGUAUCCUGCCACAUCAAUUGAGGCAUAUUAAUGUAUAUAUGGUAUGCUAAUUUUAUAUCCAAACUUAGCUCAUUAUCAUUGACCAAACUUAAAUUCAAAUUGAUUCCAGAGUUGGCCCCAAAUAACCGUUUUCCCCCCCUACAACUUCAAUCAACCACCACCUUCCCAAUCCACUCUUCCCUAACACAAAUCCAUUUUCAAACUCCCACACGAUAAUCUCUAAGGGCAAAUCCGUCACAACUAACCCACAAACAACCGCUCCAUCCCAUAUUCCCUUAACCCAUAUCCCAUGCCAUCAAUCACUCUUUACCCAAAUUAAAAACAGGCAAAACCAGAAAAAACACACCAUCUUCAAAUCCCCAAAAAAACACACAAGAGUUUCUGCAUUUUUCUGUCUUUUCCGAAGAAUCCCCUCCCUCCCAAAAGACACAAACUGCAAAAACCAAAAAAAUAAAAAAUAUAAAAAAUGAGCCGAAUCAGCAAUGGGAUGAUCGUCUGCCUCAACGUGAUCACGAUCCUAGUCGCCUUCACCGCCAUCGGCUUCGCCCUUUGGUUCCACGUCAGAUCUGACACUGAUUGCCAGCGUGUCCUCAAAAUUCCUCUGCUGGCGGUUGGCGGUGCUCUCCUCACCGUGUCUGUGGCUGGGCUCGUCGGCGCGUGGUGCGGCAUCUCGUUUCUCCUUUGGCUCUAUCUAUUUGUCCUUUUUGCCCUCAUACUCAGCCUCGUGGCCUUCACAGCCUUCGCAAUUGUGGUCACCAAUCAAGGCGUGGGAAGGGCAAUUUCGGGAAAAGGUUUCGGAGACCAUCGACUCGGCGACUACUCGGGCUGGCUCAAAAGAUACGUCGUGAACGACAAGAAUUGGGCCGAGAUUAGGAGCUGUUUGGUCGGCGUUAAAUUGUGCGAGAGAACGGAGUUUUACGAGCACGAGUUGUCUCCGAUUAUGUCUGGUUGCUGCAAGCCGCCAAAUGACUGCGGGUCGGAGUCAGCUAAAACGGGCGACCCGGAUUGCAAGGUGUGGAGCGAUGUUCCAAACGAGCUUUGCUUCGAGUGCGAGUCGUGCAAAACGGCGGUUCUCUACAAUAUAAAGAGGGAAUGGAAGGUUUUGGCCAUCAUCAACGGGUGCAUCCUUGCGGCUGUUGUCGUGAUUUACUCGAUUGGAUGCUGUGCUCUCAGGAACAAUCGUUAUGGCUACAAGAGGCAUAAAGGACAUCCUUGAUUUGAUAUUAGGGCAGAAAAAAAUAAAAGUUGUUUUAGUUGGCUGCUUUUGCUAGUUAUUGGUUUUUAACUCUUAUGUUUUCAUGUUUUUGUGUAUUUUGUGGGUUACUGCUUGGAGCAGAUGUUAUUGUUUUAACUUGGAUUAGGUUUGAAUAUGUAAGGGUGGUGACGUGACUAACUACUAGUUAUGUGUAUUGGUAGCUAGUUAUAUGAACUGGUGUUUUUGUUCUUCUUCUGCUUUGUGGUUAUGCAAUAGUGUUUUGUUACAUUCCAUCUCCACAAUUUAAUGAACAUUUUGAAUUUUCAACCCAAAACUGAAUCUUUUUCUAGGUGUUUAAAGUUUAAACUUUACCCCAAGAGAAAAGGGGAGUAAAAACCACAUAUAUCCCCUGAAAAUAUGAAAUUCACUAGGGCUGAGCACAAAGCAUGACAAAAAAUAAUUUAACACAACUCUCAAAAUCAUGAAGCAAUCAAUGAAUUUAACCAAUUUGUUGAUAUUAAUCUUUCGGCAAAAUUGCAUUUUGUGCCCUGUAACUAUGCGUGUGUGGCAAUUGUGGACAGCUUCUUUUUGGUUUGGCAAAAGUGCCAUGAAACUUGUUAAAACCCGGAAUUCGUGCUCAAUUUACCUACAAGUUACCGGAUUUGACCGGUUUUUCGUGUGGCAAAAUAGGACAGUAACUUGUUAAAAUUCGAAAUUUUUGCCCAAAUUGGACAGUUUUAACAAGUUUCGGGGCACUUUUGCCAAACUAAAAAGAAGUUGUCCACAUUUGUCACACACCCCUAAUUACAGGGUAUAAAAUGCAAUUUUUCCUUAAUCUUUCUGUUUAUCUGUUUUUCUUGUUUUUUUUUCCUUUUCCCUGCUGUCCUCUCUGUGUCUCAACUCUUAACAUCUUACUCCAUGUCAACUACACACAAAGCUCAUACGCUCUAAUCAGCACCUCCUUAAACCUACCCAAAUCAAUACUCACAUUCUGAUCCUUCAAAUACACCGCAUGGAAAUGGAAGAACCCCUUCUCAUAUACCGCCCCCGGAUCCCUAUACACCUCGCUGUCCUCCGCGUACUUCCCUAACAACGAACUCUCGUUCAGCCCCACCUCGUACUCCAAGUACUUCAACCCCAUCUCCCUCGUGGGCCUCCCAAAAUACGGCUUGGCCCACAAGUCCGCCCCAAACGGUAUGAUCUGCACCACAACCCCACCUUCCGGCAAAAAAACCAUGUUCGCCAGCCCCGCCCCAUGAACCCCUACAAGCACGUCAUACGAGUUGACCCUCCUCGAAGUCUCCGUCACGUUCCACCCCGUCUCGUCCACGUCAACCUCGAACCCCAGCCCGCGGGCCCUACUCGCCACCUCAUCCUCGUUCGUCAAGAACCGAUUCGCCGCCCUCGAGAUGAUCAGCAUCCGGGGCCGUGGGCCCGGGCCCACGGCC
Messenger RNA from Striga asiatica, 3040 nucleotides. The record is from the annotation of a GenBank genome assembly. NCBI's taxonomy places the organism in Eukaryota, Viridiplantae, Streptophyta, Magnoliopsida, Lamiales, Orobanchaceae.